Messenger RNA from Topomyia yanbarensis, 1553 nucleotides. Its product is annotated as zinc finger protein 277. The record is from RefSeq and is a predicted model, not a curated record. The transcript has a single exon. Lineage: Eukaryota; Metazoa; Arthropoda; Insecta; Diptera; Culicidae. The coding region runs from base 166 to 1515 and encodes 449 amino acids.
AUAUGUUGCAAUACUCACAAUCUCAUCACAUAACUCACUCACAACGUUCAAAACACGAGUUCUUUGGAUUUUUCUGAAAUUUUUCUCUGUUUUACUUGCCUUAUAAACUUCAGUAAUCUCAAUCCAGACUGUUUCUGUGACUUCCUGUUAGAAUUAUAUGAUAUAAUGACCUCUGUUUCCGGUGUUGGUACUCCAGAGGAUAAUGCUGGCAUGGCACCAUCGCAGUCCUCGGUAAUUGGUCCGCUCAUUUUUUCCAAAGAUGAUUACGGAAGUCCUCCAGCAACCAGAUUGGCGGAUGAUACAUCGGUAGCCUGCAUGUUGUGCGAUGAUAUAUACAACUUUCGACUAGGAGACUCGAGGGACCAGUACCUAGCGCAUCUAUACAUGAUCCAUCGUUUAGUGAUUGCAGACGUUGAUGAAGUUAGUUGUUUAGCCAGCUAUAGCCAAUUUUGGAAGGAACAUUUUCGAGAACACCCACUGGAAAAGUUUUGUUCAGUUAUGUUUAUGAACCAACUGCCUGAUGGUACCCCCGUGAACAAAGAAAAAUACUUCCUGUUAAGUAAUAUUGAACCGAUGGAUAAGGAAUUAAGGCAGCGAUUGAAGCGUGACAUGAUGGAAUUAGUUUUAACGCGGCAUCAAUUUGAGCGAACCGAUCGCAACUUUAAUCGGGGUUGUUUAUAUUGUAAAGAUUACCAAGCCGAAACUAGAGCGGAUUUUGUGGAGCAUCUCUACACAAAGCACUUUUUGCUGUUAGGCAAAGCGGAGAAUUUAGUUUUCGUAGAUGAACUUGUGGACACUGUACGAGAUAAGAUGAAGCAAUUAAUAUGUAUAUUCUGUGAAAAAAUAUUCAAGGAUAGACCUACACUCAAGGAGCACAUGAGAAAAAAAGGACACAAGCGAAUAAAUCCUGAUCUGAAAUUUUACGAUCGUUUCUUUUUGGUCAAUUAUAAGAACGAUCGGCUCAAGAAACCUGCUGCAAAACCACCGGUUUCGACAAAAAUGCGAGCCAAUGAGAACUCACCUUUCCAUUCAGAAGACUCAGAUUCAGAUUGGUCCGAUUGGUAUGGUGAAGAACAGCCAACAACCUGCCUUUUCUGUUCGAUUAGCGAACCGAAGAUUGAGUGUCUGAAAGAUCACAUGAAAACAGAUCACAACUUUGAUUUUGAUUCCCAUGUAAUCGGUUUGAACUUCUAUCAGCGGGUCAAGAUUGUGAAUUACAUUCGAAGACAAAUGCAUGUAUUGAGAUGCGUACUCUGUCGUGAAGAGUUUUGCACUAAGGAUCAUCUGCUGGUGCAUCUUAAGGAAGCUGCUCAUUUCAGUAUCGGAGAAUCACAAUACUGGGAUCAACCCGAAUAUUUUUUCCCCACGUAUGAAGAUGAUCAGUUUUUGUGCCAUCUAGAAGACGAUAGCCCAGAUCAAUCGGACGACAGCUCUAUGGUUGUUUCUGAAAAGGUUAAUGCCAACGUAAGUACCGAAGCAGAAUCGCUUUCACUGGAAAAUUUUAGAUUGGAGUAAUUAGAUUGAUUUUCAAUAAAUAUGGUUCGAUUUACAAA